Zingiber officinale is the source of this 1171-nucleotide messenger RNA. RefSeq names its product transcription factor MYB2-like. The record is from RefSeq and is a predicted model, not a curated record. Gene Ontology annotation, biological process: regulation of DNA-templated transcription. The transcript is spliced from 2 exons. Bases 51 to 719 code for a protein of 222 amino acids. Gene Ontology annotation, cellular component: nucleus. Gene Ontology annotation, molecular function: sequence-specific DNA binding; DNA-binding transcription factor activity. NCBI's taxonomy places the organism in Eukaryota, Viridiplantae, Streptophyta, Magnoliopsida, Zingiberales, Zingiberaceae.
CAGCCCAAUCACCAUUUCCUUUAUCCUGUUUACUCCAUGAAAACCCUCUGAUGGAGUUCCGCGGGAGGGCGCCGCCGAGUGAUCAGGAGUCGGACCUGAGAAGAGGACCUUGGACGACGGACGAGGACCUCCUCCUCGUGAACUACAUCAGUGCCCACGGCGAGGGACGCUGGAACUCCCUCGCUCGUUCCGCAGGGCUCCGGCGUACCGGAAAGAGUUGCCGGCUCCGGUGGCUGAACUACCUCCGCCCCGACGUCCGGCGGGGCAACAUCACCCCGGAGGAGCAGCUCCUCAUCCUGGAGCUGCACUUGCGGCUGGGCAACCGGUGGUCCAAGAUCGCGCGCCACUUGCCGGGGAGGACCGACAACGAAAUCAAGAACUACUGGCGGACGCGGGUGCAGAAGCAGGCGAAGCAGAUGCGGUGCGACGUCGACAGCGAGCGAUUCGCGGACAUGGUGCGCUCCGUGUGGAUGCCGCGCCUCGCCGAGAGGAUCCGCGAGCAGAGCAAGCUCCCCUGCAGCGCGGAGACUUCCGGCGCCUCCUUCGAGACGCAGCGACUCUCGUCCCCGCCGAUGCCGCCCCCGGCGGCGGCCCCCGAGAGCUUCGCGAGCGACGUCGACGACGUCUGUGUCCAGUGGAUGCAGCCGGAGCAGAGUGAAUGGCCGGCGGAGAGCAUGUGGACCGUGGAGGACAUAAUUUGGCUACAACAGCAGCUUUGAGAUGGAAGAUUAAUUAGUCAAUUAACUUGGUAAAACAUCAAUUAAGCGAGUAAUUAAGGUGCAGGACGAUCUGAAAUUCUUUGCACAAUAACAUCGAUGAUAUUGUGAAUCCCUUUCGAUUCAUAGAACAGAGUGUGUGUUCUCCCCUCGGGGCGGUGCGAUGGUUAAGACAUGGGGUGUUGUCACAUGAGGUCUUGGGGUCGAAACUCAACGUGACCGAGCAUAACCUCCCCCAUGUCUUGACCAUUUGCACUAAUGGCUAGUAGUCACCCAUGAUUUACCUCCUCCGUGUUAAUUUAGAGAUAGAUUGACAGGGAUAUUAGGGACGAACGAAUUAUCUUUUGUCACAAGAGUGUGUGUUGCUUCUGUUUUAGCAGUGGAAGUACUGAUGAUGAUUAGAAAGCUUGCUUACGUGAAGAACUUAACCAAGGAUAUUGUAUAAUAAUAGAAAA